Molecule: messenger RNA, 420 nt
Organism: Linum tenue
Lineage: Eukaryota; Viridiplantae; Streptophyta; Magnoliopsida; Malpighiales; Linaceae
Source: the annotation of a GenBank genome assembly
AUGCGUGUUGAUGAAAACAGAGCAAGGGUAACAGUGGUGGUGCUGGUGGUGUUGGCGGCGGUGGUGGCCGGAGUGGACGGCCGGCGGCACAGGGGGAUUUUGGUCGGGGCGAGGAGCGAGGUCAAAGACGUGAGGACCAACAGAGAAAUUCAGGAGCUGGGUCGAUUCUCCGUAGCAGAGUUCAACUUCCAGCAGCGGCAGAAGCAGAGUGAAGAGGAACAGAGGCUGCUGAUGUUCGACGAGGUGGUGGAGGCAGAGAGGCAGGUGGUUUCGGGGAUUAAAUACUACCUCAAGAUCCAGACUACUCACUCUGAUUCGAAUAGGGUGCAGGUUUACGAUGCUGUUGUGGUGGUCAAGCCAUGGCUGGACCAUAGACAGCUCGUCCACUUCACUCCUUCUCCGAGCUACUCUGCCAAUUAG